Molecule: messenger RNA, 1503 nt
Organism: Lepisosteus oculatus (spotted gar)
Lineage: Eukaryota; Metazoa; Chordata; Actinopteri; Semionotiformes; Lepisosteidae
Product: olfactory receptor class A-like protein 1
Biological process (GO): G protein-coupled receptor signaling pathway
Cellular component (GO): membrane
Molecular function (GO): pheromone receptor activity
Source: RefSeq, a predicted model, not a curated record
CAAAUGACCAUAGGCUCCAAGGCCUUUAGAAAGUGAUUAUUUCAAGUUUAUAUUUAAACCCCGCUGGAGUAGAAUAGAAGAGUAAAACGCACACAUUUACAGUAUAUUUGAUAUGCCACUUAGCUUUCAAAUGGUAGUUACAAUUGUUUAUUUUGAAAUGUAAAUAGAUGGCACAUACAAUAACAGCAGUUAUAAACGCAACGUGGUAUUUUUCGAAACUAUUCACCCUAGAUUUUAUUUUAAAAACUAAAUGCGUUUUUGCAAUUUUACCAAUAUACAUUCUCUUCUGAGAAUAUUAGUCACGGUUACUUUCCCGUCCUAAAAGUGGACAGGGUUUGAUGUUUUUCAAGAAACGUGCAGUUGUAAAACCUUUGGGACCAUUCCGGUACAAACGACACCCAUUCCUGACAGGACGCCAUCAGACGCACCUUAACGGAGGUACAGUACUACGCAAUCCUGAGUGGACCCUUGCAGAAACUGGAGAGAGAGAGGAGAACUUUCUCCUGCAGAGCAAGCCAUGGAUCUGCAGAACCUGGCGAAGGCAGUCGCCACACUCCUCCAGAACAUGGUGGGGAUCCCCGCCAACCUCACCGUACUGGGAGUGUUUGUCCAUGUGGCCCGAACUGAGCGGCGACUUCUCCCCACGGACGCCAUCGUUUCCCACUUGGUUUCUGUCAAUCUGUUGUUGAUCUUGACCCGGGGGAUCCCACAGAGCCUGUCUGCACUCGACUACAGGGGCUUCUACGACUCGGCCACCUGCAAGUUCCUUAUCUUCACGUACCGCACGACCCGCGCCAUGUCCAUCUCGCUCACCUUUGUCCUCAGCGCCUACCAGUGCAUCACCAUCGCCCCUGCCUCCUCCCGCCUCUCCCGCCUCAAGCCCUGGCUCUACCGCUGCCUCCUGCCCCUCAACCUCUUCUUCUGGCUCCUGAACGGAGGCACCACCUACACCAGUAUUCUCUACACCAGCCAGGUUAGGAACACCACGCUCAGCACCAACACUCUCAACCUUGGCUACUGCCUGGUGGUGUUCCCCAGCGAGGAGUCCUACUUUGCCAACGGCGUCAUGUAUCUGACCAGGGACCUGUUCUUCGUCAUCCUCAUGGUGCUUGCCAGCUUCUACAUCCUGCUGCUUCUCUACCGGCACCAGCGGAGAGUGAAGGGGCUCCAGAGCUCCAACAUGAGCCAGGGGUCACGGGCUGAAACCCGAGCUGCUAAAACCGUGGUCACCCUGGUCACCCUGUACGUCCUGUUUUUUGGCAUUGACAACUUGAUUUGGGCCUACACGCUCACCACGGAGAAGGUCCCGCUCCUCAUGAAUGACGUGCGAGUCUUCUUCUCCUCGCUGUAUGCCUCGGUCUGCCCUGUAGUUGUGAUUGUGUCCAACAGGAAGGUCAACAGAAGGCUUUCCUGCAUCAAACUUGCUUGACGUUCUUUCUCUAAAGAAACUUUCAUCUCCACUAUUUAGAUCAAAAUGUACAGUAUGUAUUCUGUUUAAUAAAG